AUGCCUAAAGGCUCUCUGGACCACCACAUUUACGCACACACAAAGCUGGAUCCGGGUCUACCACAAGAAUAUCCGGUUUUGAAUUGGGAAACGAGGAUGAGCAUUGCAAUGGGUGUAGCUGAAGCUCUGAACUAUCUACACGGGACGCUGAGAGUGAUUCACAGAGACGUCAAGGUUGCAAACGUUUUACUUGACGACAAUUUCGUUCCCAGACAGAUUUUGGAUUGGCGAGUAAGAUGGUUACAGACAGAGUUGGCGGUGAGAAGCAGAGAGAGAUCAGUCCGAUCAAGGGAACACCGGGAUGCGUCGCACCGGAAACAGAGGAGUCGGUUAGGUUUCGUCAAAGUCCGAUGUCUACAGCUAUGGAAUCUUUCUGCUUACGCUUUUCACUAA
Molecule: messenger RNA, 393 nt
Organism: Microthlaspi erraticum
Lineage: Eukaryota; Viridiplantae; Streptophyta; Magnoliopsida; Brassicales; Brassicaceae
Source: the annotation of a GenBank genome assembly